Messenger RNA from Octodon degus (degu), 1542 nucleotides. RefSeq names its product DNA polymerase epsilon subunit 2-like. Gene Ontology annotation, biological process: error-prone translesion synthesis; DNA-templated DNA replication. The record is from RefSeq and is a predicted model, not a curated record. NCBI's taxonomy places the organism in Eukaryota, Metazoa, Chordata, Mammalia, Rodentia, Octodontidae. Gene Ontology annotation, cellular component: epsilon DNA polymerase complex. Gene Ontology annotation, molecular function: DNA binding.
AUGGCGCCAGAGAGGGUGUGGAGCUGGGCCCUCUCUGCCUUCAAGCUGUGUGGCUUGCCGUUAGAAGCUAUUAAGUGCCUCACAGAAGCUCUGCAGUCUAUCAAUGAAUUAGAGCUUGAAGAUACUCUGGAGAAGAUCAUUUAUGCAGUUGAAAAGCAGCCCUUGUCAUCAAACAUGAUCGAACGACCUGUGGUGGAGGCUGUGGUCCAGGAGUGCAGUCAGUCAGCUGAGGAUACGCUAGAUGAUAUUUUCAAUAUCAUAGGAACUUUUGAUAUUCCAUGCUUUGUGUACAAUUCAGAAAGAAAAAAAAUUCUCCAUCUAUUAAUGACCAACCACCCUGCACCAAAUUUAUUUGGAAGAGCAAGAGAUAAAGCAGAGCUGUAUCGUGAACGAUACACCAUUUUGCAUCAGAGGACCCACAGACACAAAUUAUUUACUCCUCCAGUGAUCGGUUCUCACCCUGAUGAAAUGGGAAACAAAUUCCAGCUUAAAACAAUAGAAGCUUUACUGGGUAGUACAACCAAGAUCGGAGAUGUGAUUGUUCUUGGAAUGAUAACCCAGUUAAGAGGAGAAUUUUUUUUGGAAGAUCCUAUUGGAACAGUCCAACUGGAUCUUAGUAAAGCUCAGUUCCAUAGUGGUCCAUACACAGAGGUGUGCUUUUUCUUGGCAGAAGGUUGGUUUGAAGAUCGAGUGUUUCACGUCAGUGCUUUUGGGUUUCCACCCACUGAGCCCGUGAGUACUACCAGGGCAUACUAUGGAAAUAUUAAUUUUUUUGGAGGGCCUUCUAAUACAUCUGUAAAGACUUCUGCAAAAUUAAAACAACUUGAAGAUGAAAAUAAAGAUGCCAUGUUUGUGUUUGUAUCUGAUGUCUGGUUGGACCAAGUAGAAGUGUUGGAAAAACUUCACACAAUGUUUUCUGGUUAUUCACCAGCACCUCCAACCUGCUUUAUUCUGUGUGGCAAUUUUUCAUCAGCACCAUAUGGGAAAAAUCAAGAUCAGGCUUUGAAAGAUUCCCUAAAAACUUUGGCAGACAUAAUAUGAGAAUAUCCAAAUAUUCAACAAAGUAGUCAUUUUGUAUUUGUACCUGGUCCAGAGGAGUCUGGAUUUGGUUCCAUCUUACCAAGGCCACCACUUGCUGAAAGCAUCACUAAUGAAUUCAGACAAAGGGUAUCCUUUUCUGUCUUUACUACUAACCCUUACAGAAUUCAUUAUUGUAUGCAAGAAAUUAUUGUCUUUCAUGAAGACUUAGUGAAUAAAAUGUGCAGAAACUGUGUCCAUUUUCCUAGUAGCAAUUUGGAUAUUCCUAAUCAUUUUGCAAAGACUAUCUUCUCCCAGGGUCACCUGACCCCGCUGCCUCGUUAUGUCUGCUCCGUAUACUGGCCAUAUGACUAUGCCUUAGUGUAUCCUGUGCCCGAUCUGCUUGUGACUGCAGACAAAUGUAAUCCUUUCACUGUGACCAAUACUGAAUGCCUCUGCAUAAAUCUGGGCUCUUUUCCAAGAAGUAGAUUUUCAUUCAAAGUUGCUUACCUUUCCAGCUUUUGA